UCGGCUCGGCUCUGCCCACCUUGGCUUGGUUUGGCUCUGCCCGGCUGGGCUCGGCUCUGCCCCCUCCGUUCCCGGCGGGCGGGGUGACAGCGCUGUGCCCGCCCCGCCGCUUGUUGCGCCUCCCGGGGGUGCCAGUCCCUUGUCGCCCCCCAACAGGGCACGUAGGAAUGGAUGGAGGCGGCGGAGCCCGGCAGCAGAGCAUGGUCAGAAGAGGAAUGGAUGUAACAUGAUAUCCUUGGAGUGCUCAAAACACACAAAUUCUGUGAAGAUUUGUUUUUUUGGUUAAGUAAUACAAAGAAAAUGGAUGAAUCAGCUUUGCUGGAUCUGUUGGAGUGUCCUGUUUGCCUGGAACGCCUUGAUGCUUCUGCGAAAGUCUUGCCUUGCCAGCACACAUUUUGUAAACGCUGUCUGCUGGGGAUUGUGAGCUCUCGAAAUGAACUUCGAUGCCCAGAGUGCAGGACCUUAGUUGACUGCAGCGUUGAUGAACUUCCCAGUAAUAUUUUGCUUGUUAGACUACUGGAUGGCAUCAAACAGAGGCCUCGAAAACCCAGCGCUGGUGGUGGGACGGGUAGCACAAAUGCUCUAAGAGUCCCCAUCAACACUGUAGCUAAUUGCGGAUCAAAAGACCUGCAGAGCUCUCAGGUUGGACAGCAGCAAAGGGUGCAAGCGCGCAGCCCUCCUGUUAGGGGUGUACCUCAGUUACCAUGUGCCAAAGCAUUGUAUAACUACGAGGGAAAAGAACCUGGAGAUCUUAAAUUCAGUAAAGGAGACAUCAUCAUUCUGCGUCGACAGGUGGAUGAAAAUUGGUAUCAUGGAGAAGUCAAUGGUGUCCAUGGCUUUUUUCCUACUAAUUUUGUUCAGAUUAUUAAACCUUUACCUCAACCUCCGCCUCAGUGCAAAGCACUUUAUGACUUUGAAGUAAAAGACAAGGAAGCAGAUAAAGACUGUUUACCAUUCGCAAAGGAUGAUGUUGUGACUGUUAUUCGCCGUGUGGAUGAAAACUGGGCGGAAGGAAUGCUGGCUGACAAGAUAGGAAUAUUUCCAAUUUCAUACGUUGAGUUUAACACAGCAGCCAAACAGCUGAUAGAAUUGGAUAAGCCCUCAGGUUCUGCUGUUGACUCUGGAGAAGGUACCUCUGGGGCAGCCCACAACAGUUCAACACAAAAGCACACCGAUGCUAAAAAAAACACCAAAAAACGACACUCUUUUACCUCCCUCACUAUGUCCAACAAGUCUUCACAGUCUUCUCAGAAUCGCCACUCAAUGGAAAUAAGUCCUCCUGUCCUCAUCAGCUCCAGCAACCCUACCGCAGCAGCCCGCAUAAGUGAACUGACGGGACUUUCCUGUAGUGCCCCUUCUCAGGUUCAUAUCGGUACUACGGGGCUAAUUGUGACUCCACCCCCUAGCAGCCCAGUCACAACAGGGCCUUCAUUUACCUUCCCGUCCGAAGUUACCUACCAAGCUGCUCUUGGUAAUAUGAAUCCCCCACUUCCGCCACCACCUCUCUUGCCUGCUGCAAUCAUUGCGUCGGCCUCUUCUGGACCUCAGUCUGCAGGUGUAGGACAAAGGCCUACACAAGGAUCAACCGACCAAAUGUCACAUUUACGACCACAAACUCGCCCAAGUGUCUAUAUUGCUAUAUAUCCUUAUACUCCUCGAAAAGAAGAUGAACUGGAACUGCGAAAGGGAGAAAUGUUCUUAGUCUUUGAACGCUGUCAGGAUGGCUGGUUCAAGGGAACUUCCAUGCAUACAAGCAAGAUUGGUGUUUUUCCUGGAAAUUAUGUGGCUCCAGUUACAAGGGCAGUGACAAGUGCAUCACAAACGAAAGUUCCCAUGUCUACUGCCGGCCAAACGGGACGAGUGGUAACUAUGGUCAGCCCUUCCACUGCGAGUGGAACAUCUCAGAAGCUCCAGGGGAAUGGUGUGGCAGUGAGCUCCAGCACAGUACCCACAGCUGUGGUUUCUGCAGCACAUAUCCAAACGAGUCCACAAACCAAGGUCCUUAUGCAUGUGACAGGACAAAUGACAGUCAACCAGGCUCGCAAUGCAGUUAGAACAGUUGCUGCACACAGUCAAGAAAGACCUACGGCAGCAGUCACACCCAUACAAGCACAGAGUCCAACAUGCCUUAUUCCUGCAGCUGUGAUCAUUCCUCAUCACUCGGUUGCCUCCCAGCAGCUCCAGCCCCAGCUUCCAAAUACUGCUGCUUACGUCACGGCUGUGAAUGUGAACCGCUCAACCAUCCCACUGGCAUGUGCAGCAGCUUCUUUGAAUUCUCCCAAUGCUGCUGCUUCGUCUUUGGAGGGAGAUAGUAGUGGGAGAACUGUAAAUGCUCACCCUGGAGCUCCUGCGUCUCCGGAGAAUGCUUUAGUGGCUGGUGCAAAUGCUGCUGUCAGUAAAGCAGACAAGGAUGGCAAGAAAGAAAAAAAAGGUUUGCUGAAGCUGCUUUCUGGAGCAUCCACGAAACGCAAGCCCCGAAUGUCACCUCCGGCAUCACCAACGCUGGAGGCUGAGCAGGCAGCUGCAGAGUUAGCCCUGCAAGGUGCAGUCGGGCCAGAGCUUCCAUCAGCAGGCGGUCUCAGCAAAGCGGGAUCCUGUCCCACUGACAGUGAGGUCUCUGGGCUGGCACAGGAGAUGCUGCAUCGGAAAACAAGUUCCAUGGAUUCCUCUGUUCCAGUAGCACCACCACCUCGGCAGCCUUGCUCAUCCCUUGGUCCAGUCCUGAAUGAAUCCAGGCCUCUUAUCUGUGAAAGGUACAGGGUUGUGGUAUCCUAUCCUCCUCAGAGUGAAGCAGAGCUUGAACUUAAGGAAGGUGACAUUGUUUUUGUACACAAAAAGCGUGAAGAUGGCUGGUUCAAAGGCACUCUGCAACGAAAUGGAAGAACGGGCCUUUUCCCCGGCAGCUUUGUAGAGAACAUUUGAGAAGAUUCUUUCCAAGAGCUUCAAACCGUAUUGUACUGUAAAAUAGCACAAAUAUUUUACCAGAAAAAGCACAGUCAUGAAAUAUUUUCAAAUGACUGUAAUGUAAACAAAAAUCUACAUAUUUUUACAGUGUCUAUAGCACAAUUACACCAGCGAACAAAGAAGAUGAAGGCAUCUGCUGGUUUUAUCACUUUGGAUUCUUAAGCGUGAUGUGUGCCUUGUACUGUCUGAUUUGUUAUAUAGAGAAACUUUUUUUUUUUCUCCCAAGUAUGUUACAUAAAUGAACCAUUGUUUACAAGGCUGUAACUAAUUUAUUCUUGUUUUUUUAAACUUGAAUUUUAUGUAAUAGCUAAAAUUCUUGUGACUAUGAUUUUAACAAAUUAUUAAUUUAUGAAAGAAUAACUAAGGGGAAGCUGGAUUCUCUCCUUAUGAGCAAGCAAUUAUAAUAUCUGAUAAAGAGCCUCCCAUUUAUCCUCUGGACAUUUUUCCCCUGCUAUGUCUGCCAGUGGAGUUAAGUCUGUUUUAUGAGUUAAUGUUGAGUGGUGGUGAAGUGGCGUUAAAUAGAAUUUGCCAAGUGGGGAAAAAAUGUAUAUUUUGUUCUUUGGACAGAGAAAAAAAAUGUCAGUGCUGUUCUUAAGUCUAGUUCUACUUUGUCAUAAAUCACCCAAGUAGAGUAAUGUUUCCAGGAGGCAAAGAUGUAUGCGAACAACUGAAUAAAAUUCUACCAUCUCAAGGUUAGGAUCAUCUCAAGGUUAAGAAGGAAGAAAUUUAGGAAUGCCAGUAAGAAAUUCCCUAUACCUUCUGCUUAUGAAAUAACUUGGCUAUUUGAACAAAGCUUAGCUUUGUAUAUUUGGCCAGUUCUUUGGGCAUUUAGCGCUCAAAAUCCAACAAAGGAAUGUUAAAUCCCAACACUUAGAAUUAUUAUAUCUUGAAAACAUCUGUUUGAUAAGACUGAAUAUAAAAAUAAAAGAAUAAGUUGUACUUAAUGUCUAAAAAUGCCUAAGAAGUGUAAUUUGCUAUGUUUUCUUCUCAAACUGAUCUGCAUGGCCAAGAGAUGUUUUAAAAUGUCUGAGCAAUAGUGGUGGUAAGUGAUGCACUUGUGUUAAAGUAACAGGCUGUAUGAAACACUGUGAAAACUUUACUAACUUCUUAACCAUUGCUACUUUGGUAUGCUCCAGCCUUUUCUUUGUCUUGCAUGUGUUCUCAAUUCUUGCAGUAAUGUAACUGUUCGUGGUUGGCAUUUUCCAUCCCAAUUUCCCAUUGCUGGGUUAUUUUGCUCUGAAAGUUUCCCAAAAGCCACUUGACCAAAACUAGUGAGCAACUCACUUUCAACCAUGGAAGGUGUCUGGUGUUUGAAUAAUUAAUAAAAUAUUCUAGUGUCCUUGCAGCUGAUGGAUAUGAGGAAUGCAGGCUGCAACAAAAGUGUUAAUUUUUCAGGGUUUUGUUAGAGAUUUGACACUGGUGAACACACAUGCUACUCAGCUGGAUUUGUUUGGGUUUUUGUUUUAUUUUAUUGUUUGUUUAUAGCAGUUUGAUGGUGAUUUUUUGCAAGACACUGAGCACUGUUAUCUCCAGUUAAUUCUGAUGUAAUUUGGCUGUUACUCAGCACUUUACAAAGGGAAGCCAGUAGUGUGAUUCAGUGUCGCACAGUCUACAAGAACAGUGAUGAGAAAGCACACAGUGAUGUGUUAAAAAAAAAAAAAAAGUAGUAUGAAAAAGAUUAAAAGAUAAGUUACACGCUGAAAAAUAUCAAAUGUUAAUGACAAGGAUUUCUUCUAAUAUCAGGUAGUAUCAUGAUGGUCUUAAAAAUAUGAAAAUAUAUAUCUUAUAACUAUAUAUAGUUGGACAUGACAGCAUUCCCAAAUUAACCAUUUCUCUGAAACACUGUAUAAUUAAGUUUGUUUUUAAAUAUUUUUAAAUAGUUUACUUGAAUAUUCAUGUAAUAUAUAAAGGUUUUGUGAAAUGAAUUUUAGUUAGAAAGAAGCUGGUAUCAGCUUUUCUCAGCAUAAAUUGGCACUAGUGUGUCACUAUAUUCUUAUUUUGGAAAAAUUAGUGCAUUUUAUAUUAAAGACUACUAAAGGUUAAUUUUUUUCUAUCUCUACUGUUCAUAUUUUAAACUAAGUGACUAAGGUACCUCUAUUAAUAGAAUUUCAUGGUGUAAAGUCAGUUAAAAAUCAGCUGUUAAUCCAAUAGUUCUCUUAGAUGGAAUACAUUUUUAAUUGAUAUUUUUUAACAUUAAGUAAAUGUUUGUAAAAAGGGCUUAUUACAUAGCAGUGCAACAAUGACAAAAAUGUGGUUUAUCAUGCCUUUUUUUGUGAUCUUUUAGGGGUUGUUUUUUGGCUUUGGCUUGGGAUUAAUUCAGUGUAGAAACAGACAAACCCUGUACAUUUGCUUUGUGUAAUUCCAUAAAAAUUUUUGUAAGGUAUUUUAUAUCUAUGCUUGAAGUCCAGUGAAUGUUAAGUGUUUGAUUUACUAUGUUAAACUUCCAAUCCUAAUAAAUAUUUUCUUAGCAAACAGCUCAAUCAAAAUGCGUAUGCAAACCUUAAACGUAAAUUACUUGUAAAAAAAAUGACAAUAAAAAUACCAGAACUUUAUUUCAGAAUUCACAGGAGAAUAUUUCUGCUUAUAGAGAAAAAGUCUACACAUUCCAUGAGGUUAGAAGUUUGGAAUGAUGAAUAUAAUGCAAAAAUUACAGAGAAACUUGAGAAUCUGGCUUAU
Molecule: messenger RNA, 5640 nt
Organism: Cuculus canorus (common cuckoo)
Lineage: Eukaryota; Metazoa; Chordata; Aves; Cuculiformes; Cuculidae
Gene: SH3RF1
Product: SH3 domain containing ring finger 1
Exons: 12
Coding region: 301-2922 (873 amino acids)
Molecular function (GO): metal ion binding; protein binding
Source: RefSeq, a predicted model, not a curated record